Molecule: messenger RNA, 1647 nt
Organism: Penicillium vulpinum
Lineage: Eukaryota; Fungi; Ascomycota; Eurotiomycetes; Eurotiales; Aspergillaceae
Product: Amino acid/polyamine transporter I
Exons: 3
Coding region: 1-1647 (548 amino acids)
Biological process (GO): amino acid transport; transmembrane transport
Cellular component (GO): membrane
Molecular function (GO): transmembrane transporter activity
Source: RefSeq, a predicted model, not a curated record
AUGGUGGGCGCUGAGAAGCAAGCUGCCCAGGUCGGCGAGACUAGACCAAGGACCAGCACGGAGAUAGACACGGUGCGCCUGGAAGCUGCUCUUGGUCAUAAACAGGAACUGGUGCGAAAUUUUGGGCUGUGGAGUGUGACAAGCUUGGGGAUUGUGAUCGCCAAUUCCUGGGCCGCAACUGGUGGCACAAUCGUAACUGCACUUAUGAACGGAGGCCCGAUGGCUCUUAUCUAUGGUUUGAUACUCGUGAGCAUCUUCUAUACGGCGAUUUCGGCCUCAUUGGCCGAAUUAGCAUCUUCUAUGCCCUCCGCAGGCGGAGUAUAUUACUGGUCCACGGUACUAAGUGGGAAGCAUGGCCGCGCCGCCGGAUUCUUUACGGGCUAUUUGAAUGCAUGCGCCUGGCUCCUCUCGGCCUCGUCGAUGAGCUCUAUGCUAGGCAAUGAAGCGGUUGCCAUGUAUUUGCUUCGGUAUUCUGAUGUUACCUGGCAGUCGUGGCAGGUGUUUAUUGUGUUCCAAAUUGUCAAUUGGACCUGCUGCGCAAUUGUUUGCCUAGGAAACCGGUUUAUCCCUCUAAUCAAUCGAGUCGCAUUGAUUCUAUCAAUGACCGGGCUCUUUGCAACUGUGGUGGUCCUCGCGGCGAUGCCAAAGACACACGCGAGCUCUUCGCAGGUAUGGACGCAAUACUAUAAUAUGACUGGCGGCUGGUCCGAUGGGGUGUGUUUUAUCACGGGGCUGCUUAAUGCUGCCUUCGCCGUGGGGGUUCCUGAUUGUAUCAGUCAUUUAUCUGAAGAGGUUCCUAAACCACAGAUCAAAGUCCCCCAGGGCAUCAUGAUACAGAUGUUGACGGCCUUCACUACCUCCUUCGUCUAUCUGAUCGCCCUUUUCUAUUCGAUCCAGGACCUCGAUGCGGUUUUCAACACUAACGUGGGCUAUUUUCCUACUGCUGAAAUCUACCGGCAAGCUACGGGAUCCACCACUGGUGCUAUCGGACUCAUUGCGGUGCUCUUUGUGGCUACCUUCCCGACCCUAAUCGGUACCUUCGUGACUGGAGGACGGAUGUGGUGGAGCUUAGCCCGGGACAACGCAACGCCUUUCUCAACCUAUUUUGCCCAGGUGCAUCCUACAUUGAACUGCCCCGUGCGUGCUACCGUCGCUAUGAGCGCACUGGUUACCUGUAUCGGCUGCAUUUACGUCGGUAGCACAACGGCAUUCCAGGCCCUCAUCUCGUCCUUCAUCGUGCUGAGCACUUUAUCUUACUUUGGUGCUAUCCUCCCUCACGUGUUGACUGGCCGUCAGAAUAUAGUCCCCGGGCCCUUCUAUAUGGGUAAGACCCUGGGAAUGGUGGUGAAUAUCGUCUCGUUGGUGUAUAUCCUAGUCACUGUGAUAUUUUUCUGCUUCCCAUUCGUAAUGCCUGCAACCGUUCAAAGCAUGAAUUAUACGAGCGUCAUCACUGUCGGUUUGAUGACAUUGACCGCAUUGUGGUGGUUCGUCCGAGGGAGGGCCGAGUACCGAGGCCCACACUACAGCUUCGAGGUUGCCAAGCAAUUGACCUCUGUUCAAACAAGCAAGGAGAGCGGCACUCCUGUUAUGGUUCCUAUGGAGGGGUCUACGGCAGCUGACCAUGGUGAACAUAGGCGGUUAGAGUGA